This is a messenger RNA of Tigriopus californicus, 759 nucleotides long. RefSeq lists its product as uncharacterized. NCBI's taxonomy places the organism in Eukaryota, Metazoa, Arthropoda, Copepoda, Harpacticoida, Harpacticidae. The transcript is spliced from 2 exons. The record is from RefSeq and is a predicted model, not a curated record. The coding region runs from base 65 to 730 and encodes 221 amino acids.
CACAAAUCUAGUUGUGUGGAACACUUUGCUGAAAACACAUCUUGUUUGAGUUCCAUUCUUAGCCAUGGCCUUUGAUUGCUACGCAUCGCCAUUGCAGCCGAUCAUUUCCACAUUGGAGAUUCUGAAGCUCUUUGGCGGAUUUCCCCUAAAGAUUUUGGAUCAAGAUGGAACCACGUUCCAUUUCCAACCAAUUCGAGGAAUUGCCUUGUCUGUGAUGUUGCCAAUGUCGCUUAUAAUUUUAAUUAACAUCAUCUUGAAAGACUUGAGACAAACCCUUGUCGUCCUACCUGAUCGGAACUCGAAAAUGGAAAUCGCUAAAUUGUCUGGAACCGAAUUAAUCACCGGUUUUCUUCAGUUUCUACCUAAUGUGUGUGGACUUGUUAUUGUGAUAAUCCUUUUUCUAAAAGGACACAAGGGCUUGUCCCAUUUGUGCCACGCUAUAAAAGGAUUCAAUUCCGAUGGGAAAAUUGCUGGCGAUUAUUCCAGAUUGGGCUCACGGAAUGUCACGAUCAUUUUGGGAUUCUACAUCCUUAUUCUGUUCUCCGGAUUUGGCUUAAUCGUGUACUUUUACUUGAUCAUGGGCUCCAAUCCGAUUCCCUGGGACACGUUUGUGAUUUUGGCCUUGCUUAUCGUGCUUCAGUUCUUUUUGGUCUUCUUCCCCGUGGCCAUGGCUUCGUCUUAUCUCAUCUGUCAACAAAUUUUAGGCAGUUUUAAGGUAGGUUACUUGUGAUCAACAAGGUUACAUUUAUGUGCAAGUCG